Molecule: messenger RNA, 9302 nt
Organism: Monodelphis domestica (gray short-tailed opossum)
Lineage: Eukaryota; Metazoa; Chordata; Mammalia; Didelphimorphia; Didelphidae
Source: RefSeq, a predicted model, not a curated record
GUUAGGAGAAGGGGGUUCUGAAGCUGAGUUGGCAGGUGGAGCAGUGGGUUGACUAGGAGGGUUAGUGUUUUUCAUAAAAGCUAUGAGUUCCCCCACACUUUUCUCUAACAACUCAAGCUGAGUAUUUAGUUCAGCAUUUUGUUGAAUAUUAGAAGGAGCAAUUGGUUGGUUUGACUGAGAAAUGAGUUUUUUAAGGAAAUACAAUAUUACAGCUAAAACAAUCAAAACCUCAUGGGAAAGUAGUAUGUCAAUUAGACUUUGCCAUAAGCUCCAUGGGAUGAGCCAUUUCAGAGAGACAAAGGAUUCUAUAUUUACAAGUUUGGUCAUGGAGCUGAUGAGCCAGUUGUUAAGUACAUUAUGAAGUGGCUGUAUCCACAUAUUUCUAAAGUAAACACAUGGGGAGCAGGACUGGGCCAAAAGCUUUCCCCAGGUUUCCCUUAAUCCUAAUCUAGGCAGUUGUUCCCUAAAGGAAAGGGUAUUUAGAAACAGCUCUCCUAGCCAGGACCUUAGGGCCCUGUUGCUAAGAUUUAAAACAGCUGUGUUCUAUUUAAUUUAAGGAGAAAUCGAAAUGUUUUUUACUCACCCGCUCUUGCAGCUGUGUUUUGAAGCCGAGUUAGCACGUUUAAAAAGAUUGACUGACAGAGCAAGUAAUAAAGAGAGAAAGAGAUUUCACAGAAGUUUUUUGAGAGUUCUUGUUACAAAAAAUAGCAAGUUCUUCCACCUUUAUCUUUUCCUUUGAAUGUUCCUUUUUCCUUACUUUCCACCCCCACCCCCCCACCCCCGGUUAAAAAACAAUAUGGAACCAAGCUACCCCCAGGUUCUUUUUUCUUUUUCCCCUUAUAGAAGCCAGUGGAAGUUUAAAGGAUCACUCGUCCAUUCUCUUCCUAUUAAAAUGUUCCUACAUAAUUAUGAUCAUCUUGCCUGUUACCAUUGUUUAUUUUUUUUUGAAAAUUUUAUUUAAUUAAUUUAGAAUAUUUUUCCAUGGUUACAAGAUUCAUGCUCUUUCCCUGUUUUCCCCCCAAACCCCUCCCAUAGGUGAAUUCCUCUGGGUUUUACAUGUGUCAUUGAUCAAGACCCAUUUCCAUACCAGUAAUAUUUGAACUAGGGUGAUCAUUUAGAGUCCAUAUUCCCAUCGACCCUUGUGAUCGAGCAGUUGUUUUUCUUCUGUUUCUAUUCCUACAGUUCUUCCUCUGAAUGUAGAUAGUAUUCUUUCUUAUAAGUCCCUCAGAAUUGUCCUUGAUCACUGCAUUGCUGCUAGAAAAGAAGUCCAUUACAUUUGAUUGUACCAGUGUAUCAGUCUCUGUGUACAAUGUUCUCCUAGUUCUGCUCCUUUCACUCUGCAUCAAUUCCUGGAGGUCAUUCCAGUUCACAUGGACCUUUACCAUUGUUUAAAUUAGUUUACUUGAAUAGGUUUCCCUUAUCUCCUAUGCUUGUAUUUCAGAGAUUCUGCCAAUCUCUGAUCUUUCAGGAAUACUUAUCCCUAUUCUACAAAUAGAAUAGAAUACUAUACACAUUUCUUACCUAGCUGAAUCAUAUUCAGUUUUAUAGGGUUUGUAAUCCUUGGUUGUAAGUCUAUCUGCUGCCUCUUAGAAUAUCAUACUUCAAGAUUUUCUCUCCUUCUUAGUAGUUGCAGCAUAGUCUUAUGUGAGCCUGGGGACUUCGAUUCAAUUUCUAGCUGCUUAUGGUACUUUUUCUCUUUGACCUGGAUGCUCUGGAUGUUGGCCCUGAUAUUCCUGGGAGUUUUCCAUUUAAGGUUUCUUUCAGGAGAGGACUAGUCCAUCCUUUUUGUUUUCACUUUGCUUCCUCAUAAUAGAUCUGAGAAAUUUUCUGUGUAUGAUUUCUUGAGAUAUAUUAAGUUUUUUGUUUGUGGUUUUCAGGGAGUUCAACAAUUCUUAAGUUGUCCAUUUUCCAGGUCAGUUGUUUCUGGUAUCAGAUAGCUAACAUUUUCUCCCUUUCUCCCCCUAAUCUUUUGACUGUGUUCUAAUAUUUCCUGUUGCCUAAUAGAGUUCACUAUUUGGGAAAUAUUUCCAUCUUUUGUUUCAUUGUUAAUUUUUUUUUCACUCCAGAGUUCUUUUUUCAGUUCUCAGGUUCUUUUUUUUAUGCCGUGCUCUAUUUCUUCCAGACUUUCUCAUUGUCUUGGGAUCAGGUUGAUUUUUUUUUUCCCUGAGACUUUAUUCAUACAUGUCUUGGGGGCCUCCCUUCUAGGUUUGCCAGAAUAUGCUGUCGGGUUCUGUACUUUCUUCUCUUUUCUCAUCUCUCUAGCCUUAGUUCUUAGACUGGAACUUGAAGCGAGAAUCCAACUGCUUUGUCCUGUGUUCCUGGAUAGGCUGGGCAGUCCUUUUCCCAUCAUAGCCCCUGGACUGGAAGCCCCCUCUCUAUUGUCCUAGCAGUUUUGAGGACCAACAGAGAAAGCUCUGCCUGUAUUAGGAAUCCCUGGCUUCUGGCUGCUAGCAAGUGCCUUUCAAGUUCCCUGCGGGGGCUUCUUUGACUUGGUACUAAACUGAUCAUGGCUUUGGCUGUGGCUCUGACCCUGACUGCCUGAGCACUUGGGCACUGCCUGCUUGGGGCUGCAGCUCUGACCCCGACUGCCUGGGCACUGCCCGCCUGCGGCUGGGGCUCUGACCUUGACCCUGGCUGCCUGGGCACUGCCAGGCUUCCAAGGAUCAGGGAUGUCAUGGGGCCUCCUUUGGCUUCUCACUUCCAUUUGAUGUGGAAGGUCUCUCAGACAUCCCCAGGACCAAGGUGAGGCCCCCUGUAUCUCCCCUGCUGAGUCCGGGGGCCUCAUGCUGUCCGGACACCCGGGUGAUUUCUCUCUUCCCUGCAGCUCUGCCUUCAGAGGCCUCUGCCUGUCCCCAGGAUCUGUGCCCAGUGGGAGAGGAGGUGGGGAGAGAAGAGAUGUCUCCAAAGCUCCCGACCUCGGGACACCAGGAGUCGCUGACGUUCCGGGACGUGGCGGUGCUCUUCACGUGGGACGAGUGGCGCCGCCUGGGCCCCGCGCAGAGGAGCCUCUACCGCGAGGUGAUGCUGGAGACCUUCGAGCACCUCGUGGCCCUGGCAAGGAACUCCUUCUAGAGACAAACCCAAUAAAUGGAAUGAAUGUGGGAAAGCCUUUAGCCAGAAUGCACUUUUUAUGUGUCAUGAGAGAGUUCUUUCAGGGGAGAAACCCUGUAAAAUUAAAGAAUGUGGGAAAGCUUUUUGCCCCUUGGGAAGCCCUAAUGAUUAUAAGAGAAUGUAUUCUCAAAAGAAACUCCAUAUUUCUAAUGAAAGCUGGAAAAUUUUUACUCUACAUCCAAGAGUUCCCUCUGCAAAGGAACCUUUUUAUUGUAACGAAUGUGGAAAAGCCUUUAGAUGGAGGUGCAAACUUAAUACACAUCAGAGAAUCCAUACUGGAGAGAAACCCUUUGAAUGUAAAGAGUGUGGAAGAGCUUUCCGUGACAAAUCUUACCUGCUACUACAUCAGAGAAUUCAUACUGGAGAGAAACCCUUUGAGUGUAGUGAAUGUGGGAAAAAUUUCAGCCUGAAGUCAUCACUUAUUUUACAUCAGAAAAUUCACACUGGGAAGAAACUCUUUGAAUGUAACGAAUGCAGGAAAGCCUUUCAUUAUAAGUGUUGCCUUACUCUCCAUCAGAGAAUUCAUACCAGAGAAAAACCCUUUGAAUGUAAUGAAUGUGGAAAAGCCUUCAUGUGGAAGACCCAACUUAAUAAACACAAGAGGAUUCACAUUGUAGAGAAACCCUUUGAAUCUGAUAACUGUAUAAAAACUUUCAGUCUGAAAGGAAUCCUUACUGAACAUCAGAGAAUUCCUAUGGAAGAAAAACGAUUUGAAUGUAAUGAAUGUGACAAAGCUUUUAGAUGGCAGUGUAAGCUUACUGCACAUCAGAGAAUUCAUACUGGAGAGAAACCCUUUGAAUGUAGAGAAUGCAGGAAAACCUUCCAUGAGAAAUCAUGCCUUACUCUACAUCAGAGAAUUCAUACUGGCGAGCAACCUUUUGAAUGUGAUGAAUGUAGAAAAAACUUCAGCCAGAGGUCAUCACUCAUUUUACACCAGAGAAUUCACACUGGAGAAAAACCAUAUGAGUGUAAUGAAUAUGGUAAAUCCUUCAUGUGGAAGAGUCAAUUUAAUAAACACAAGAAUAUUGCAAAUGGAAAGAAAUCCUUUGAAUGUAGUGUAUGCAGGAAAAUUUUCCAUGACAAAUCUCACUUUACUGUACAUCAGAGAAUUCAUACUGGAGAAAAGCCUUUUGAGUGCAGAAUGUGGGAAGAACUUUAGCCAGAGAUCAUCGCUCAUUUCACAUCAGAGAAAUCAUAUUACAAAGAAACUCUUUGAAUGUAAUGAAUGUAGGAAAGCCUUCUGUGACAAGUCCCACCUUACUGUACACCAGAGAAUUCAUACUGGAGAAAAACCUUUUGAAUGUAAGGAAUGUGGGAAAACUUUUAGCCAGAGUUCCUCACUUAGUUCACACCAGAGAAUUCACUCAGGAGAGAAGCCCUUUGAGUGUAAUGAAUGUGGGAAGGCCUUUCGGGACAAAUCUCAUCUUACUGUACAUCAGAGAAUUCAUACUGGAGAGAAACCCUUUGAGUGUAAGGAAUGUGGGAAAAACUUCACCCUGAGAUCAUCACUUAGUUCACAUCAGAGAAUUCACACUGGGAAGAAGCCUUUUGAAUGUAAUGAAUGCGAAAAAGCCUUCCGAGACAAAUUUCACCUUAUUGAACAUCAGAGAAUUCAUACAGGAGAGAAACCCUUUGAGUGUAAGGAAUGUGGCAAAACCUUCCAAAACAAAUAUCAGCUUUCUGUACACCAGAGCACUCAUACUGGACAGAAACCUUUUGUCUGUAUUGAAUGUAAGAAAACUUUCAUAUCAAAGAGUCAACUUAAUAAACACAAGAGAAUUCACACUGGUGAGAAACCCUUUGAAUGUGAUAACUGUGGAAAGGCCUUCACUCGCAAGGACCACCUUACUGAACAUCAGAGGAUUCAUACUGGUGAAAAACCGUAUGAGUGUGCUGAAUGUGGGAAAAACUUCAGCCAAAGGAAAUCCCUUACAUUCCAUCAUAGAAUUCAUUCUGGAGAAAGGCCUUUUGAGUGUACUGAAUGUGGGAAAAACUUCAAUUAUAAGAAGUCCUUUCUUUUUCAUCAGAGAACUCAUAUGGGAGAAAAACCCUUAGAGUGUAAUGAAUGUGGAAAAUCCUUCCAUAACAGAUCUCAGCUUGUUGUUCAUCAAAGAAUUCAUACUGGAGAGAAACCCUUUGGGUGUCAUGAAUGUGGGAAAGCAUUCUACAAUAAAUCUCAGCUUAAUGUACAUCUGAGAACACAUACUGGAGAGAAACCCUUUAAGUGUAAUGAAUGUGAGAAAGCCUUCCAUCACAAAUCUCAGCUUGUUGCACAUCAGAGAAUUCAUACUGGAGAGAGACCCUUUGAAUGUAAUGAAUGUGGAAAAGCUUUCCACAACAAAUCUCAGCUUACUGUACAUCAGAGAAUUCAUACUGGAGAAAAACCAUAUAAGUGUAAUGAAUGUGGGAAAAGUUUCAGCCAUAGAAAAUCAUUCAUUUUCCAUCUGAGAAUUCACACUGGAGAGAAACCAUAUGAGUGUAAUGAAUGUGGGAAAGCUUUCCACAACAAAUCUCACCUUACUGUACACCAGAGAAUUCAUACUGGAGAAAAACCAUAUGAGUGUAAUGAAUGUGGUAAAAAAUUUAGCCUGAGUUCAUCCCUUACUAAACAUCAGAGAAUUCAUACUGGAGAAAAACCCUUUGAGUGUAAUGAAUGUGGGAAAAACUUCAGCCGGAAGUCAUCACUUAUUUUACAUCAAAGGAUCCACACGGGAGAAAAACCCUUUGAGUGUAAUGAAUGUGGAAGAAACUUCAGCCAGAGGUCAUCACUGGUUUCACAUCAGAGAACUCAUACUGGAGAAAAACCCUUUGAGUGCAAUGAAUGUGGCAAAAAUUUCACCCGAAGGUCCUUACUUAGCAAACACAAAACCAUUCAUACAGGAGAGAACCCCAAGUAAUAUGAUAAAUGUGGGAAAGCUUUGCCAUGCAGAGUUAGUAAAGGAGAAUUUAUGCUGGAGGGGAGGCUUGAAACCUUUGAAACAGAGUUCAUGCUUGACUUGUUAUCAGAGACCUCCUAUUGACAAAUUUGAAAAACAGCAAAUGCAGAAAAGUCUUCAGCCAAACUGGAUGCUUUACUGACUGUCUGAGAGUGUGUGGUGAGAAAUCCCCUAGGGCAAUAAAAUGCAGGGAGGUCUUUGGUACUAAUGAACACUUUAGAAGGCUCAGACAAUUCCCACAGAAGAAAAAGUCAUGAAUACAGUAACCAUGGGAUGAUUUUCAUGGCAUAUAGUUCCUUCUUAUUUAAUAGCAUAGACUUGGUGCUGGAGAUGAGUUGCAGCAAUGUGCUAAUGGUGGGAGCCUCCUAACAGCUGGCUGCCAUUUGUUUGAUGCUGGAGUGCCAAGAUCACUGACUUGGUCACAAGCCACACUACUUUGUGGUGUUUUGAGAGAGGCAAAUAAUGAUUUUCUUUGUUUCUCCUGAACUCUAAGCAGUUUCUACUGGUUACCACCAGAUGGCAGUGGAGUCGUACUGGUUAGCACAUCUCCAACAAUUAUCUGAAAAAACGUCUUUUAUUUUUAACUCCCAGGCAUAAGUUAUAGGCAUUCAGAUGCAUAAGAAACCUCAGUCUGAAAGGUUUAUAUAUUGUUGUUUUUUUAAACCCUCACCUUCCAUCUUGGAAUCGAUACUGUGUAUUGGUUCCAAGGCAGAAGAGUGGUAAGGGCUAGGCAAAUGGAGGUUAAGUGACUUGCCCAAGGUCACACAGCUGGGAAGUGUCUGAGGCCAGAUUUGAACUCAGGACCUCCCGUCUCUAGGCCUGGCUCUCAAUUCACUGAGCUACCCAACUGCCCCCUUGUAUAUUGUUUUUUAACAUAGUCACAAAAACCAUCAGAGCAAAAUGGGAAAUAUAUUUGUGCAUUAAAUACUUUCUUCUUUCAUUAAUUUAUUUAUGUUUCAUAAUAAGUUUUAUUGAUGCCUUUUUCCCCCCAUCAUGCUCAUUUCUCCACAAAGCUUUACCCCACUCCAUCUGCUUCUCAUAAAAGUCUGGUGUCCAGCAUCGAUGCCAAUUUAUAACAAUAGGAACAGUGAUUCAAUAGGCAAGUUCUAGUGAAUAGGCAGAUUUAAGAUAGAGAAAUACAAAUUAUCCUCACCAUAUGAAAAAAACAUGAAAAAUCUCUAUGAUUCUAAAAUGUCUGAGAUUCUUUUCAACACUCAUAGAUUUCUCAAAUAUUUUUAAUGGUGAAAAGAUCUGAUGUUGGCGUGGUUAUGUCAAAAAGAGGCAUGCUUUUAUGCUGCUUGUGGAGUUGUGAAUUAUUUGAAUGACGCUACUAAAAAUAUUCCAUGUAAAACUCCUAAAAUAUUACAUAUUUUCUUAGUUAUAAGUCACUCUUUCCCUUCCUUCCAAAAAUAUCAUUGAUAACUUUUGUACAUCAUGUUCAUUUCCCAUCAUAUUUCCUCCCUAUCUCCUAUAAGGGACUUUCUUUUUACAGAUGGAAAAGAGUUAAUGGUUGGGCUACACCACUGUGACAAAAAUAAUAUGACUUUAGUUUACACAGUUGGUGCUUUGCCAAUGGAAAUCCCAAGGAACGACUUUUGGGCCCUAUGCACAAUAGUAACAUUAAUUUGGAGGGACAAAAGGUCUAGAAGAAUAGAGGAAUUAAUGGGGGAUCAAAUGUAGGAAUGAAGGAGACAUAGUCCUUCUAGACCCAAACUAUAUACCAGAGUAGUCUAAGUCAUCAAAAGUAUUUGGUACUGAUUUAAAAAGCAUAUCAGUGGAACAGAUGAGAGAAGACAGAAUCGGAACCAGUUAACAUUCGUAGCUAUUAGUGGGGCCAGUUAAGCUAUGACCCCCAAGUCAAACCAUGGUGUACUAUGGGUACCAUGACUUUAUUUUCAAUAUGCAUAAUGAUAUAUUUGUUAUUUAGGGUUUUAUGAUUGUAAAUACCUUCCAUUGGUCUUUCUGUUUGCUUCAUUUGCUCAUUCAUUACUUAUUAGACAUGAUUUUAUAAUCUCUUCCUCAAACUGUUCCUCCAUAAACCAAAAAGACUGAUUAUAAGCAUGCACAGCACAGCACAACGCAUUCCCAGACUGACCACGUGACCAAAUGUAUGCCCAUCUGCAUUCUAAGUUUGGCACCUUUCCAGCAGGAAGUGAGUGAUGUGUUUCAUCUUUAGUCUUGUGACAUUGCAUUGAUUCUUCCUUUACGUAAAUGCAUUGAUUUUGCUUGUUAGAGCAAAAUCAGGAGAACCACAUCUGGACAUUGCUAGAUUAAUGAGUAAGGCUCCUCCUCUAGUCAUAGGCUCUUGUGAAGAUUGUUUUUCUGCUAGAUAAAGCUCCCCUCUCCCACCAUCUAAUAAGCAUUCCUAUAUAGAAUCCCAAGGUAAACCUCUAAGGGCAGACCGUGAGCCAAGGGCCAUUGCUCUCUCAUUGGACAGCCUCAUAUCCUAAUGCUAUCUCCUGGCAAUGGCCACGUCAUUCCGAGACUUCAAGAAUUCCCUUGAACCAUGGUACCCAUACUCAACUGUGCAAGCCUGGAUAAAUUUGCUUCUUUCCCCCCCUUAUGCCCCUAAGGUAGAUGAGGUCUCCUGCUGGUUCUGGAGUUAUGGUUUGAUAGAUUUAUCUACUUGGGUCCAAAACGAUGCCCCACACCAGAGUUUACAAAUGCGAUGUCAGCGUUCCUUGUUAACAUAACUUUCCUAGGGACAGGGGAAAUGAAUGUUCCAUUCCUUUCCCCUUUAUCCCCUAUAAUAUAUUAUAUACUCUCAAGGACCCUAAACUAUAGUUUGGGGAGUGAAGGAAGCAUACUUUGCUUUUCUAACAAGGGUUACCAUAGCACUCCAAGGAGUAGUGUGAAGUGCAGCUGUGCCCUUUCCUGUAAAAAAGGUGAAAGUUGAGAAGCCAUCUUUGGAGCCCCACUCCUGUGAACUCAUUUGUCAUCGAUCUAGAGCUUUGCAGCAUCUCAGUCUACUAGGACUCUCUUCCUGAAUCUUCAACUGACUGGAUGGAAUGUACUCUUCAAAAUCUGAUGUGGAUACGUGUCUUGGCCAUGGGGUCUUGCUUUCCCCUCCCUGUAGCAUGGACACUGAUUGACUAAAAAUAGUCACUCAUUUGGAGAGGCAUUUGCUGCCAAGUAUAGAAAUAAAAUGGGUAUUUAACAGGAUCUAUUCUUUUUGUUUUAAUGAAGGAAUCUUAGAGACCUAGACAAACAGCACUGAUUCACUAGCCAAGUGUACAAUAAACCCAGGACCAUAAA